GCUGACAUGUAUCUCUGUUUUAAAAUAUUAAACAAAUUCAUCCUUCAGAUAAAUAAACGUGGUUUCUUCCUCUGUGGUGUCAGAGGACUCAACAUGUGGAGCUGCAGUCCGUGGGCUCUUCUCCCUCCGAUCUACUCCGCCUUCACUGCUGUCGGACUCUGGGUGGUAUAUUUUGUAGCUGUGAGUGAUGAGAAGAUCGCACCGCUGGGUUCAAAACACAAGAGGAGAAAUGGAUCCUUUUAUCCUCCCUACAUCAGUAUUGCAGGAAACUCUCCGCCAGCCAGCUGCAUCUUCAGCGAGGUCCUCAACUUCGCUGCGUUUGUGGGGUUCAUAAUCGGCGUCCUCAGAUACCUUCAGCUGAAACACAGAUUGGACAAACAGUGGCUGAAUGUCUGCAGUCUGGUGGCGUUUUCUCUCGGCUGCUUUGGAAUGACGCUCGUAGGAAACUUCCAGUUAUUCACUGAGGAGAUGGUCCAUAACUUCGGCACCUCUCUGACCUUCGGACUCGGAACGCUGUUCUGCUGGUUGCAGUCGUACAUCACGCUGAGAGUUAAUCUGAAGAAUGAAGGGAGGAAUGCUGCUAUCAUCCGUUUCCUGCUGUCUGCAUCCAUCACCAUCUGCAUGAUUCUCUACUCAUCUCUUAUGGCUCAAGGCCUCCACAUGCAGGCGGCUCAGGGCCAGUGGGCGCUGGUCAUGUUCUUCCUCGCCUUCAUCGGCACGUUUGGCUUCGAGUUUCGCCACAACCGCUUUGAAAUCAUGUGCACGGACCACACGCCACUCUCUGAAGCGUCCCGAUACGAGCCGGACCAGCUGUAGGCCUGUUACAUCAUCUCACGGUUAAAGAUCCUCAGGUUUAACUGCAGGAGUUGCAGCUUUAAGAGGCACUUCUUCCAUCAGAACAAGCAGUUUUUAAUUUAUUUUACAGGGAUUACAGAUCAGUCUCAAAAUACAUUUAUUCACAGUGUUAUUAUAGCACCCACACCUACUGUAUCUUAUAAAAUGACAUGGAAAUCUCACUUUAUUUUUACAAUAAGGGACCUGAAACUCUAAUUUUUAUUUAUUUUUCCUAUGGUUUUUAUGGUCUUACCCUUACAGAAGGUGCUAUGCAAAUAAUGAUUGAUUGAUUUAUUAUUAUUGACUGUACUGUUACUAUUAGUGACACAUUAUCAUGACUUCAUGUAUGCAUGGCUUGGCUGUUACAUGUAUUUUUAAUCGACAAGGGUAUUAAAGGGAUUUAUAAUUUCACUUAUUUACAUGCAAACAGGUUUUAAUUGGUGAAUUGGUUUUUACUUCUUUUUAAACAUCUACGUGUUUUUUUUAUUACUUUUUUAAUGUUUUGCAGGUAUGUAUAAAUCAAUUGAAGUUAUGAUUUAAAUUGCAAUUUUGCACAGAAUUAAAUCAGUAUCAAUAAAAAGAAAGCACAAUUUUGUUUUUUGACAGUUUUGUCAGUCUUCUUUUUGACAGUUAGAAAAUAAACAUAUUUCCCCUAAAAAAAAAUCGUUAAAACAUGUGUCUGUAUGAUUCAAUAAUACCAUAAGUGCAAAUUGAGUUACUUUUUUGAGGAUUUCGACCCUUUAAAGGGGAUCUAUGAUGCCUGUUUUCAGAUUCAUAUUUGUUUUCCACUACAACAGGUUUACAUGCUUUAAUGUUUAAAAAAAAAAA
Molecule: messenger RNA, 1662 nt
Organism: Centropristis striata (black sea bass)
Lineage: Eukaryota; Metazoa; Chordata; Actinopteri; Perciformes; Serranidae
Gene: tmem150c
Product: transmembrane protein 150C
Exons: 7
Coding region: 7-816 (269 amino acids)
Source: RefSeq, a predicted model, not a curated record